CAGGGGCGGGUGCGGGGUGCGGGGCCGGCACGUAGGGCGCGCGGGACGGGCGGACUCGCGCCUGAGCCCCGCCCCUUGGUCCCUCGCCUGGGCCAAGCCCGCCGGGUCUGCGGAGGCGCGUGGGGCCCGGCGGCGAGAGGUGGCGCGCGGUGGUUACUCUGGUUACUGCGGCCGCGCCGCCCACGAGGGAUGCUAGUGAGGAGGCCGUCGGGAGCCGCCGCAGCCGUCUGAGGGAGGCUCCCUGGAAACUGCCUUUCACCGGUGAGGAAGCGUAGUCGCGGCUGGCAGUUUCGGGGGCCGGCAAAGGGGGAGGCCGCUAAAUCUUGAGGUUGAGGCUACGCUGCCCUGGAGCCGCACUCGAGUCCGAGGCCAUCUUUUGUUGGAGAAGGCGGCGGCACAGGCGUUUUCCCGAGGGUGAGAUGUGCAGCAUCGCCAUAGGCGGAAAAAGAAGCCUCUGAGCCCGCGUCGGCCCGCAGCCUUGGUGCCUUCCGGCCACUGCUCGCCACCGCUGUCUACAGAGACGAGGCCGCGUUUCCCCCAGUGCCAGGGUGUUUCUGUGACCCUCCCUCCACCUCCAUUCCCAUCUGAAAGGGCACCUGCUGCUGGUGAGAAAAGAAAUAAAUUACAACACGAAGAGCCAGCAUCAGAAUAUCCCACCCCCAGCAACAGCCCCGGGAACCCCACCAAAAAAGAAAAAAGGGGAUUCUGGAUUUCCUGGGCGCGGAGGAGCGAGUCUGCUCGGGAGCUGUUACAGCAGGCAAAUUUUAAGUAUUGCUUUCUACGUCCUAUACAACUUGGAUUCACAUACUUUUACACUAACUUUAUAUGAUUUUUAAAAACUGGUCUGAUCGGACUUCUCGUCCUGGGAUACUGUUUACUGGAGUCUGGCCGGCUCCCUGUGCUCCUCUUGAUACCGCAUAUUGGGGAGAACCUUAAACCCACCCGAGAAGAGAAUCUCCGCCUUGACUGGUGCCACCAAAGAAGCCUUGGAACCAUGUGGACUUUUCUGGGCAUUGCCACUUUCACCUAUUUUUAUAAGAAAUGCGGAGACGUCAUCACUUUAGCCAACAGGGAGCUCCUGUUGUGCAUGCUGGUGUUCCUCUCGCUGGGCCUGGUGCUCUCCUACCGUUGUCGCCACCGAAACGGGGGCGUCCUCGGGCGCCAGCAGAGCGGCUCUCAGUUCGCCCCCUUCUCGGAUAUUCUCUCUGCCUUGCCUUUCAUUGGCUUCUUCUGGGCCAAGUCCCCCACUGGAUCAGAAAAUAAGGAACAGCUCGAGGCCAGGAGGCGCAGAAAAGGAACCAGUAUUUCAGAAACAACCAUAAUAGGAGCAGCUGCCUCUACAUCAACAUCUUCUCAAAAUGAUCCGGAAGUUAUCAUCGUGGGCGCUGGCAUACUUGGCUCUGCUUUGGCAGCAGUGCUUUCCAGAGAUGGAAGAAAGGUGACAGUAAUUGAAAGAGACUUAAAAGAGCCUGACAGAAUAGUUGGAGAAUUCCUGCAGCCGGGUGGUUAUCAAGUUCUUAAAGACCUUGGUCUUGGAGAUACAGUAGAAGGUCUUGAUGCCCAGGUUGUAAAUGGCUACAUGAUUCAUGAUCAGGAAAGCAAAUCAGAGGUUCAGAUUCCUUUCCCCCUGUCAGAAAACAAUCAAGUGCAGAGUGGAAGAGCUUUCCAUCAUGGAAGAUUCAUCAUGAGUCUCCGGAAAGCAGCUAUGGCAGAGCCCAAUGCAAAGUUUAUUGAAGGUGUUGUGUUACAGUUAUUAGAGGAAGAUGAUGCUGUAAUGGGAGUUCAGUACAAGGAUAAAGAGACUGGAGAUACCAAGGAACUCCAUGCUCCAUUGACUGUUGUUGCAGAUGGGCUUUUCUCCAAGUUCAGGAAAAGCCUGAUCUCCAAUAAAGUUUCUGUAUCGUCUCAUUUUGUUGGCUUUCUUAUGAAGAAUGCACCACAGUUUAAAGCAAAUCAUGCUGAACUUAUUUUAGCUAACCCAAGUCCAGUUCUCAUCUACCAGAUUUCAUCCAGUGAAACUCGAGUACUUGUUGACGUUAGAGGAGAAAUGCCAAGGAAUUUAAGAGAAUACAUGUUUGAAAAUAUUUACCCACAAGUACCUGAUCACCUGAAAAAACCAUUUUUAGAAGCCACUGAGAGUUCUCAUCUGAGGUCCAUGCCAGCAAGCUUCCUUCCUCCUUCACCAGUGAACAAACAAGGUGUUCUUCUUUUGGGAGAUGCAUAUAAUAUGAGGCAUCCACUUACUGGUGGAGGAAUGACUGUUGCAUUUAAAGAUAUAAAACUGUGGAGGAAACUGCUAAAGGGUAUCCCUGACCUUUAUGAUGAUGCAGCUAUUUUCGAGGCCAAAAAAUCAUUUUACUGGGCAAGAAAAACAUCUCAUUCCUUUGUCGUAAAUAUCCUUGCUCAGGCUCUUUAUGAAUUAUUUUCUGCCACAGAUGAUUCCCUGCAUCAACUAAGAAGAGCCUGUUUUCUUUAUUUCAAACUUGGUGGCGAAUGUGUUGCGGGUCCUGUUGGGCUGCUUUCUGUAUUGUCUCCUAACCCUCUAGUUUUAAUUGGACACUUCUUUGCUGUUGCAGUGUAUGCCAUAUAUUUUUGCUUUAAGUCGGAACCUUGGAUUACAAAACCUCGAGCCUUUCUCAGUAGUGGUGCUGUAUUGUACAAAGCUUGUUCUGUAAUAUUUCCUCUCAUUUACUCAGAAAUGAAGUAUUAUGGUUCAUUAAGCUUAAAGGGGAACCGUUUGUGAAUGAAUAUUUGGAACUUACCAAGUCCUAAGAGACUUUUGGAAGAGGAUGUAUAUAGCAUAGUUCCAUACACUUUUAAAGUGGGAACUCUUGGACCAAGAUUGGGAUUGAUUUGUUUUUGAAGUUUUUUGUAUAUAAAUAUGUAAAGACAUGCUUUAAUUUGCAAUUUAAAAUGAAGGGUAAAAUAAGUUAGAUGUGGAAAAGAAAUGAUUGUUACCAUAAAUUCGUGCUAAUACUGAGGAACUACAGUUUUUCUUUUGAAUUUAGUAUCUGAGAUGAGUUGUUGGGAAAUGCAAAUAAAAUGAAGGAUGGA
This is a messenger RNA of Callithrix jacchus (white-tufted-ear marmoset), 3054 nucleotides long. It is a transcript of the gene SQLE, whose product is annotated as squalene epoxidase. Lineage: Eukaryota; Metazoa; Chordata; Mammalia; Primates; Cebidae. Gene Ontology annotation, cellular component: membrane; endoplasmic reticulum. The record is from RefSeq and is a predicted model, not a curated record. Gene Ontology annotation, molecular function: squalene monooxygenase activity; flavin adenine dinucleotide binding. Gene Ontology annotation, biological process: sterol biosynthetic process; cholesterol metabolic process.